Vitis riparia (riverbank grape) is the source of this 1098-nucleotide messenger RNA. Its product is annotated as F-box/kelch-repeat protein At1g57790-like. NCBI's taxonomy places the organism in Eukaryota, Viridiplantae, Streptophyta, Magnoliopsida, Vitales, Vitaceae. Bases 1 to 1098 code for a protein of 365 amino acids. The transcript has a single exon. The record is from RefSeq and is a predicted model, not a curated record.
AUGGAACGCCUCUAUGUAGCGGAUCGAGUCCGUCUUCGUGCAGUUUGCAAGGAUUGGCAUCUACAACCGAAUCGUGAGAUUAAAUCCAUUGAUAAGUUGCCAUGGACAAUGGAAUACAAAUGGCGGAACCCAAAAUCAAUUUCUUUCUGGAGUGUUUGCAAGCUCUACGAACCGCUUCAUCAUAACAGAAGACUUUCUUAUAUGGUAGAAAAGGGAAGAAUGAGAGGGAGGAAAAACUUCGCGAAAGCUGAGGUACGUGCUUCCAGAUACGGCUGGGUCCUUUUCUACAAGGAUGACUACUGGCAAGGAAAGUUCUUCUUCUUUAACCCUUUUACUAAAGAGGUGAUAUUUCUUCCUUGCUUGGAGUCACCUGUGUCUGAAUUCGCCACAUUCUCUUUGGCUCCAACUUCUCCCCACUGUUUUGUGUUUGUUCCAUAUGAACGCAAUUGCAAUGAAAUUUCAAUAAACAUAUACAGCCAUGCGGAUAAAACAUGGAAGACCCAUGACUUAGUGGCUAAUGAUCAUCCUCUUGGCACCCUGAAAGCUGUAGGCUACAUGGAAGGAACUUUCUACUGUCACUUUAGUAGCUUCCAUCUUGCGGCCUUCAACAUUGCUGACCAAGAACUCAGUCUUGUGAUGACAACUUGUCCAGCGAUGGAUCAUCUUGAUGAUUCUUUGUUUAACUACUUUUCUCGAAGUUACUUGCUUGAAUGUGAGGGAGAUUUGUUACUCGUAUAUUUAUUCGAAAGCUUGUUGUGCUGGCAUCAGUUGUAUGUAUUGAAGUUGGAUUGGUCGAGGAAUGAAUGGGUGCGUGUGAGUAGGCUGGGGGGCCGUGCGAUGUUUCUGGGUGAGACCUCGUUCUGCGUAUCAGCAGGGGGAGAGACAGAGAUAAUAGCAAACAGGAUCUACUACCACCACGACGGUGUUCCAGAGUUUCAAACCCUGGAUUUAUGUAGCUUCGAUGAGUAUGACUCUCGAGACCAUGAUUAUUUAACUUGGCAGAAGGAAAAGAAAAGAGAAGCGGGGAAUGCCAAGAUUUAUGGCUACUGUAGGAAAAGCCUAAAGACCAUAUGGAUUCAACCUCCUCAAGACUCGUAG